This is a messenger RNA of Microthlaspi erraticum, 630 nucleotides long. The record is from the annotation of a GenBank genome assembly. NCBI's taxonomy places the organism in Eukaryota, Viridiplantae, Streptophyta, Magnoliopsida, Brassicales, Brassicaceae.
AUGAUAAUCCAUAUCUUCUUCAUCCUCUCCUUGGUUUCAUCCAUCUCCUUUGCCUCUGUUCAAGACUUUUGUGUAGCUGAUCCAGAGGGUCCUCAAAGCCCAGCAGGAUACUCUUGCAAGAACCCCGACCAAGUCGACGAGAAUGACUUCGCAUUCUCCGGUCUCGCCAAAGCCGGAAACACUUCAAACCUCAUCAAAGCCGCCGUCACUCCAGCCUUUGCGCCUGCUUUCGCAGGUAUCAAUGGCCUUGGCGUCUCAUUGGCUCGUCUUGACUUAGCCAGUGGAGGUGUCAUUCCUCUUCACACUCACCCCGGUGCUUCUGAGGUUCUUGUUGUCAUACAAGGAACCAUUUGCGCCGGAUUUAUCUCCUCCGCUAACAAAGUUUACUUGAAGACUCUCCAGAGAGGCGAUUCUAUGGUGUUUCCUCAAGGGCUUCUUCAUUUUCAGCUUAAUUCUGGUAAAGGAUCUGCCUUGGCCUUUGUUGCCUUCGGAAGCUCCUCCCCGGGACUCCAGAUUCUACCAUUUGCUCUGUUUGCAAAUGAUUUGCCGUCGGAACUUGUUGAAGCCACGACGUUCCUUAGUGAUGAAGAGGUUAAGAAGCUUAAGGGUGUGCUUGGAGGAACUAAUUAA